Astrephomene gubernaculifera is the source of this 2738-nucleotide messenger RNA. The record is from the annotation of a GenBank genome assembly. Lineage: Eukaryota; Viridiplantae; Chlorophyta; Chlorophyceae; Chlamydomonadales; Astrephomenaceae.
CUUAAUUCUCUAUCCAAUUUCGCCAUUGACGCAUCACGAUUUCUUGCGCAACCAAAGAAUGCGUCCCUCCUUAUUGGCAGUGCUGCUAACGUGCCUGUCAUUGACUUCCGAAGCAGCUACCUGGACUGCAAGUUUUCCAUACAUGCAAUGCUCCAGAGAAAGCAGCAGCAGCUUUCUUAUAUCGACUGCGGUGGCCAACCCUGCGGUGAACACCUACUGCUUCAUGCUAAUUGCCACCGACUGCCACGAUACAUCGAGCGCAUGCUGCUCGAAAACCGAUUUCGCAGCAUUUGUGCUCGAUGCAACUUCCUCCUGUGACGGUGCCUCCAUUACUGCGACGCUGGACACCCGCCCCAUCUCCAACGUCACCGUCGUUCGCCCACCCAAAGCCACCAGCAACUCCAGUCGCCUGCUCCUGAUCCCCGAGCUGCACCUAAACGCUACUUCCAUCCGUCCAAAUGGCUCACAGCUCUGCAUCACCCUGCCCAGCAGCGGCAAGUGCAGCUCCCUCAAGGCGCUGUCCGCAUCAGGCCGCAACGGCCGCUGGAGUGCCUCCCUCCUCAGCUCCAACGGUGUAUGCUGCCCCGUCAGCCGGGGACGUACCAAACCCCCGGCACCGCCCAAGGGUACCUGUCAGACGUGUAUCGUGUACGACAUAUUGGGCCCUGAUGGUACGGCAGCAACCGCCAAAUACGAUUACUUCAGCCGCAACAGCUGUUCAUUGCCCGAGCUUUCACCGGAUGUGGGCAGCGAAUUUGCAAAUUGCUGCGAUUUGAGUGGCUUCUUUGUCGCCGAUGGCUUUGGCGGCUUUCGUGGGCCCAACGGCACUGUCCUGAGCGGCUUUGACCGGCCCUUCUGCAACCGCACCAGUCUACGGCUGUGUGGUACACUCGCCAGCCGGAAAGCAGGCCGGGAGAUGCUUGACCCCGACAGCGACAAUCCCUUUUCUUUUGGUCUGAUAUACUUCUUUGACAUUAGGGACGAUUCGUACCCCAUGGCUCUCUACAACAGCACACUCCGGGUGUACACGACCGAGCCUGGAAGCGACAAGCUGGACACCAAGUGCCUACCCAUCAAUGACAGCACACCUCCUCUGUACUUCGCCCCCACUCGGGAGGAUAGCUACAUGUAUAACCCAGACAACCCGCACUUUCCAAACGAAACGUGCCAGUCGGACCCUGGCGUCACUCCCUUCACCGUGGAUCCCUACCUGCAGGUCAUCUGGGCCAACACCACCGCUUGGGCCAAAAAAGCCACCAACCUGUACUGCGUUGACAUCGGCACCGCCACGCCCUUAAAUGCAUCGUCGGUUUGUGGCAGGACGACUAGCAUCUCCCGUGUUUCGUUAUGGCUGUACGACGACCGCAAGGAGAUGUACCUUGGAGCUUACCUGCUGACCAGGAAGGGCGGCAGCGCUUAUACCACGAAGCAGCUGGAUAUGACGUGGGGUCCUACUGGCGACAACGCCAUGAUCAUCUCCCUUCCUAACGGCUUGGACGUCCCAACGGUCAACGCCACACAACCCAAGGUCUGCGUGGAAAUGGUACAGGGCAGCAGGCCUGUUUGGGAGAACGCCGUUGACAGUGUUGGCUACGUUUGGACCGCCCUUUUCGACAACAGCGGAAAAUGCUGUCCGACCUACUACUCGAAUCGGUACUAGUGACGUCUAAGCCUAGCAUGCAGGGCCACAAGCAACGUGGAUGGAUAAGAUUAACAUCCUAGACAUCACAUCAGCAGCUGCUUCAGCGCAACGAUGCAGUCGGAUCUAGGGGGCCUAGGAUCUGUGCGUUAAACAACAGUAUGGAUGGUAUACUAGAUGCUUAUGUUACUGCCCUACAUCAACUCAGGUCGAUUUAUCUAGACCACUGAGAAGAAAGAACCCGACUUGUUCUCUCCGAUACUAGGAUGCUAUCCUGCUGCUACACAGAGUGCUAGGAUAAGUGUUAUCGUUAUUUCUUGAGCUCGCUAGCUCUUGAGACCUUGGCGACCCGUGGGCCAUGUGGCGAUGUGGGCGCGGCUUACACCCCAGCAUGCGCAUGCGUUGGAACAAGUGCUCCGCAUGUAGUCGCCCCAGCAACCUGAACGUAUUUGCUUUGUUUCUCGUCUAUUAUUUGUUCCUCUGCCAUACAUUGUCGUAGUUUCGUCACAUUUGUUGUCUUGACCGGAGGGUUACUGAUGUUCCCUUUGGGUACAGCUAUGCUCGGGUACAGCUACACGGUGCGUGCGAGUGACACCCGUAUAUAAUCAUUGUUUCGGUAUACCUAAGUAAAGGACUGCUAUAGUGAUUCUCUGGCCGAAAUGUGAGGAAACCGAUGUUAGCUAAGUAGUACUGUCCCCUUCUUGAGAACAACCACAGCAGUCAUUCAUUUAGUAAGACCGGUGCUUUCGUGCUAUGGCUUGAUUCCCCUUGUGGCCAUAGUGUUUGUACGCUGGUAUGCCUGGUAGGGGUAUUGUAUUGCCAACAUGAAAGUUGGCGAUAUGUAUAUCUUGUUGGGCUAUCCCUUUGGCAUAGUCACAGAUGCGGAAUGUGUGUUUCUGAGCAACUGGCGCGCUGUCCAAUACAGAGCGCAGACCUGUGGCGAGGAGGCCCUGUCGUGAUGUUCUCGAUUGGUUCAGGUAUGGUUAGGGGAUGGAUAGCCCAGAGGAGUUUUACGCGGGCGCAUAUGACCAAGGAUGGUGGGCUAUGCCGUUGCCAUGGGUAUGUUGGCAGACCGCAUUUGGAUCCGCUUGGCCUGGCG